AUGGUAGCAGCAGCGGGAACUGGAGCAGUAGCGACAGCAGAGCGUCGGCAACCGCUCGUUCUCCCACAGUCGACGCCGGCAGCUUCGAGGGAGAGGGCGUGGCCAGCCGAGGGUCAACGAUCGAUGUGUGUGUAUGUGUGCCUCCGAAGUGACCGCAGCGGCGACGUCGUCGUCGACGACGACGAUGAUCGCAUUCAGCUGUCAGCAAUGUCGCCUCCAGUCGACUAUAGGCAAUCUGCCACAAAAAGUCUGCUAAUUAGUGCGGCUAAAAUAGACUACUGGGCUUCACGGAAUACUACGCACACUAAAAAGAUCGUAAGGUUAUUUGUUUCUUAG
Molecule: messenger RNA, 336 nt
Organism: Necator americanus (New World hookworm)
Lineage: Eukaryota; Metazoa; Nematoda; Chromadorea; Rhabditida; Ancylostomatidae
Exons: 1
Coding region: 1-336 (111 amino acids)
Source: RefSeq, a predicted model, not a curated record